This is a messenger RNA of Cordyceps fumosorosea ARSEF 2679, 315 nucleotides long. Its product is annotated as DSS1/SEM1 family protein. The record is from RefSeq and is a predicted model, not a curated record. The coding region runs from base 1 to 315 and encodes 104 amino acids. Gene Ontology annotation, cellular component: proteasome complex; proteasome regulatory particle, lid subcomplex. The transcript is spliced from 2 exons. Lineage: Eukaryota; Fungi; Ascomycota; Sordariomycetes; Hypocreales; Cordycipitaceae. Gene Ontology annotation, biological process: mRNA export from nucleus; proteasome assembly; double-strand break repair via homologous recombination.
AUGGCGACCGAAAAGACCGACGACAAGCCCACCGCCACCGCCGCCACCGAGCAGCCCCCCAAGGACACCAAGGCCACCGCCCUCGGCGAGGACGACGAGUUUGAAGACUUUCCCGUCGACGACUGGCCAGAGGACCAGACCGAGGCCGCGCAGGGCUCCAACGGCCAGACCAAGCACCUGUGGGAGGAAAGCUGGGACGACGACGACACGACGGAUGACUUUUCGACGCAGCUUAAGUGCGUGCAACCCGCCCCUUACCCCUUGCGCAACACCGCACCAACCUUGUCGAAUGAGGCGAGGAAAGAACGAAGCUAA